Messenger RNA from Ilex paraguariensis (yerba mate), 1417 nucleotides. Lineage: Eukaryota; Viridiplantae; Streptophyta; Magnoliopsida; Aquifoliales; Aquifoliaceae. The record is from the annotation of a GenBank genome assembly.
AUCAGCACUUUCGUUUUGUCCUCCUUCCUAUUUAUCACCCCUACUCUUUGUACCUGGACGCCAAUACUGAUAAAGGGAAAGCUACACCUGCGCAUCCACAUCGCAUUUGCAUCUUUCCCACGCACCUCCACCCUCUAUAUGUUCACCACUACUCACUUCCAUAUUAUUGUAACAAUUCACAGAGAGAGAAUUCCAGAGAGAAAGAUGAGCUUUUUCCAGCCAAACAUGCCAGAAAAUUUCUUCGCAGUAGUUGAAAUACCUCAACAGAAGGUCUACAAUGGAGUUUUCUUCCCUGCAGUCCUCUCUUCAGAUCCAACAAGACUCACUUCGGACGUUUCUGUUCUAACAGAGGCUAUCAAGCUUCAUAAGCCAUGGUUGGACUCUCUUCUUCAUCGUUCUGGGGCUGUUCUUUUCAGAGGUUUCCCUUUAACCACCGCUUCUGACUUCAAUGACGUUGUCGAGGCUUUUGGCUACGAGGAACUGCCCUAUGUCGGCGGCGCUGCGCCUCGGACUAACGUUGUUGGCCGGGUUUUCACGGCUAAUGAAUCGCCUCCGGAUCAGAAAAUCCCUUUUCAUCAUGAAAUGGCUCAGGUACCCGUGUACCCAUUGAAGUUGUUCUUCUUUUGUGAAGUAGAACCUGCUAGUGGCGGAGAAACUCCUGUAGUUCUUAGCCAUAUCAUAUAUGAGAAAGUGAAAGAGAAGUACCCAGAGUUUGUUGAAAAAUUGGAAGAGCAUGGAUUGAUCUAUACGCGAGUGCUGGGAGAAGAUGAUGAUCCUUCAUCCCCAAUCGGUCGUGGGUGGAAGUCAACUUUUUUGACCGAAGACAAAAGCGUGGCUGAGGAAAGGGCUGCUAAGCUAGGAAUGAAGUUGGAAUGGAUGGAGGAUGGAGUAAAAACCAUAAUGGGCCCAAUCCCAGCAAUCAAGUUUGAAAAGACGCGGCAGCGCAAGAUUUGGUUCAACAGCAUGGUGGCUGCUUACACAGGCUGGGAAGAUGCAAGAAAUAAUCCUGUGAAGGCAGUCACCUUUGGAGAUGGAAGCCCCUUACCGGCUCAUAUCAUAUAUGACUGCCUGAAAAUACUUGAUGAGGAAAGCGUUGCCAUACCUUGGCAGAAAGGUGACAUUCUGCUGGUGGAUAAUUUGGCAGUUUUACACUCCCGACGGCCUUUUAACCCACCUCGCCGCAUUCUAGCUUCACUCUGCAAGUAGAGGAGAUGCAGGCCCUAUUCCCAUCUACUGGUUGUACUUCCUUGAUAACCGGCCUGCUACAACGGAUAAAGAAUAUAAGGUCUGCCUUAUUAAAACCCUUCCUCUAAAGAUGUAUAUGGUUUACCAAAAUAAUGAUUCAGUUUUAAUUGGAAUACCCUUUUUUUCUUGCAAAAUUCUGUUGCAACACAAUGGUACAACUUAUCUGAGUGGC